Jatropha curcas is the source of this 1854-nucleotide messenger RNA. The record is from RefSeq and is a predicted model, not a curated record. NCBI's taxonomy places the organism in Eukaryota, Viridiplantae, Streptophyta, Magnoliopsida, Malpighiales, Euphorbiaceae.
UUUCUUACUUUCCUAUAUAAGCCUUGCCAGACUCUUUCCAUUUUGCCUCGCAAGAAAAGGUAGCGUUCUAACAUACGAGUCUCUGUUUCGAGAAAUUAUUGGAGAUUUAAGGAGCUUCUCGUUGCUUAUUUUUAUCGCUCUUCACCGUUUCUUCUGAUCGGGUUUGAUUUGAGGUUCACAAAAGGAAGGUUUUCAAGAGGAAUUCAAGUUUUCAGAUUGGAUUAUAUUGUAUUUAUUGGAAAGACUGAAUGAACUAAUGGAGUCUAAAGGUGGCAAGAAGAAGUCUAGCAGUAGUAAAUCCUUAUUCUACGAAGCUCCUCUCGGUUACAGCAUUGAAGACGUGCGACCCCACGGUGGAAUCAAGAAAUUCAGAUCUGCUGCUUACUCCAACUGCGUGAGGAAGCCAUCCUGAGAUCGCCCAACUGUGAACAUAUAUCCCCGUCUUAGCUCUCAUACUUACAAUAUUGUUUUUUAUUCUGCAUUUCUUUUCUACUUACCUCGUUCUCUCAUACUCCUUCACAAGUGUUAUUUGUUCCUCUGAGGCAAGAUGGCCUUGCCUACCUCUGCUAUUGGAUUUGAAGGCUAUGAAAAGAGGCUUGAAGUGUCCUUUUCUGAGCCUGGCUUCUUUGCUGACCCCGGAGGGAUGGGCCUCCGUUCUCUGUCCAAAGCUCAAAUAGAUGAGAUUCUAAAGCCAGCUGAAUGCACCAUUGUUGAUUCUCUUUCAAAUGAUCAUGUUGACUCUUAUGUUCUUUCAGAAUCUAGUCUCUUUAUUUACCCAUACAAAGUUAUCAUCAAAACUUGUGGGACUACCAAAUUGCUUCUUUCAAUCCCAGCAAUUCUUAAAUUGGCUGGUACCCUCUCACUCACUGUACAUUCUGUGAGGUAUUCUCGCGGGAGCUUCAUAUUUCCUGGGGCUCAGUCUUUUCCGCAUCGUAGCUUCUCUGAGGAGGUGGCUGUCCUUGAUGGCCAUUUUGGCAAACUUGGUUUGGAGAGUGUGGCAUAUGUGAUGGGUAGUCCUGACAAAACCCAAAAAUGGCAUGUUUACUCUGCUUCUCUUGACACAGGGCGCCACUCUAGCUCUGUUCAAACUCUAGAAAUGUGCAUGACUGGCUUGGACAGAGACCGAGCAUCUGUGUUUUACAAGACACCUGCAAGUUCAGCUGCUGGGAUGACCGAGGAAUCUGGUAUCAGGAAAAUCCUUCCACAAUCUGAGAUAUGUGAUUUUGAUUUUGAGCCUUGUGGCUACUCUAUGAAUUCCAUCGAAGGGGGUGCAAUUUCUACAAUCCAUGUUACUCCGGAAGACGGAUUUAGCUAUGCAAGCUUUGAAGCUGUUGGUUACAAUCUUGAACAAGUGAAAUUAACUCUGCUGCUCGAAAGGGUGUUGGCUUGCUUUGAACCGGCCGAGUUCUCCAUUGCAUUGCAUUCUGACUUUGUGCAUGAUGAACUUGGACUUAUGUCGUCUCUGGAUGUGAAGGGAUAUUCCUGCGGAGGCAGUAACUAUGAAGUUCUUGGGAAGGGUGGAUCGAUCAUCUAUCAGAGUUUUGUGAAAACCAAAGGCUGUUCAUCUCCAAGGUCAAUCCUGAAAUGUUGCUGGAGUGAGGAUGAGAAGGACGAGGAAGUUGAAUAGUUAUUAUUUUUAUUAUAUGUUGUUUUCUUUUCUGCUUUUUAAAUUGAAUAAAGCGGUGUGAGAUGGGGUUAUAUAUUACGAGCAUUGUCAUUUGAAUGCUCCGAGUCAAAGUCUAUGUUUUUCCUUCUAUUAUUACUGUUUAAUUGGGUCUUAUUUUACAUUUGUAUUGGCUGUGGAAUCCUAAACAUAUAUACUAAAUAAGCAUUCCACAAUUUUAUUUUUUGCGA